AUGCAGGAUGCAAUUGCAGCAGUACGGAGUGGUAUGAGUAGGAAAGCAGCUAGUAUAAAAUACAAGGUUCCAAGGACAACCCUUUUGGAGAGAAUUAGCGGAAAACAUACAAGCAAAGUUGGCCAUCCGACGGUAUUGACAAAAGAAGAGGAAAGUUUAAUUAGUGAAACACUCGGAACUGUUAGUGACCAGAAGUGA
This is a messenger RNA of Acanthoscelides obtectus, 198 nucleotides long. The record is from the annotation of a GenBank genome assembly. Lineage: Eukaryota; Metazoa; Arthropoda; Insecta; Coleoptera; Chrysomelidae.